Messenger RNA from Clonostachys rhizophaga, 354 nucleotides. Lineage: Eukaryota; Fungi; Ascomycota; Sordariomycetes; Hypocreales; Bionectriaceae. The record is from the annotation of a GenBank genome assembly.
AUGUCAACAGUGGCCGCCCGUAUUGAAAGAGAUAUCAAGGUCCUUGCACGGGCAUGGGGUCCGCACGGGAGAUUAUCAGGGCACUUGAGAGAGACAGGGAUCGGAGAAGCGGGCGCUAUUCAAAAGGCAAUAUACCGAGCAGCUACUUCAAAUAGCAUUUCGAUGGACCACCAAGGCCUUACGGAGGGCGAUGCUGGCCAUCGUUUGCGCAGUAGCUACGGGCUGGACGGGCUCGCACAGCGACUCGAAGGGGAAGCCAUCGAAACCCCCAUGUUCGAAGAGAGUCUGGCCGCGAUGACAUCUCUGAACCCGGCACUCGGCAUCGGCAAGAUCAGAGGCCCAAGCAGAUAUUAA